GCUUGUCCAUUUGAUUUACCAUAGGAAAGUAUUUUGAAGGGGCAAGAAAGAAUAUGUUUGGUAUGAUAGAAUGGAAUGAGGGUGAAAUGGAAUGACAAGUAUUUUGAAUUUCCUUUAAAUUUUUCAUUCAAUUUUUUCUCAUUCGUUCCGUCAUAACAAGCAAAUAAAUAUAAUAGAAAUAGGAAUCACAUUUGGUUCUAUCAUUUCAUUCCAUCAUAUCAAACAUAUGCCCUAAACCAAAGAUAGAAUGACCUAGUCCAAAGUGGACCAUACUAGUAGAAAAUUAAGCUAAUUUUCAUCAUUUCCUUCAAGUAUGAACCCAACCUUUGGCUUUGGAAAAUUGAGCAGAUGAUCUUCUAUUAAACCAAAACUUGCAAAAAGAUUCUACUACCAAAAUACAAUGGCAACACCUUUCAUCCCAACUCCCUUUCUUAUUCUCUUCAUCCUACUCACCACCAUUCCCUCUUCACAUUCCAACAACCAUACAGAUCUUGAAGCUCUUCUAGCAUUCAAGAAAUCCAUACAUGACGAUCCGUUGCAUGCUUUGAGUUCAUGGAACGAAACAACGCAUUUCUGCAGAUGGAAUGGUGUCUCCUGCAGCAAAACUCACCCAAGUAGAGUCGUCUCUCUUUCUCUGCAAUCUCAAGCCCUUGUUGGAUCGCUCUCGCCUCACAUAGGUAACCUCUCUUUUCUCCGAACUAUCAACCUGCAAAACAACACCCUCAGCGGCCCAAUCCCUCAGGAGAUUGGCCGCCUCAGAAGGCUUGGCAAGAUCGAGUUUAGCAACAAUUCUUUUGGAGGUGGGAUUCCAACAAACCUAUCACAAUGCAAAAAUCUAUAUUACCUGAAUUUGAUUGACAAUGAGCUCACCGGAGGCAUAGUCCCCGAGAUAGCUUCUCUUGUCAACCUCCAAGCUUUAGGCUUGGCAAAAAACAUGCUUUCAGGGACUAUCCCGCCAUUCAUAGGAAACUUCACAGAUCUAAUCCAACUUUCGUUACGAUCCUGUGGCUUAGUAGGAGAGAUUCCCCAGUCGCUCGUUCAGCUUAGAAGAUUGCGGCUGAUAAAUGUGGGUGAGAAUGAUCUAACUGGUUCUAUUCCAUUAGGCCUCUACAAUCUUUCAAGUGUUGAGAUUUUUGGUUUUAAUUUCAAUCGACUCCAUGGAAACAUACCUGUCAACAUAGGCUCUACACUUCCCAAGUUGAGGCAACUUUAUUUGAAUUCAAAUAAUUUCAGCGGAGCGCUCCCUGCUUCACUAUCUAACUCUUCCCUAAUUGAACGCAUAGCAGUAGCUAAUAACAGUUUCACCGGAAAUAUGAUAGAUUUAACUAGGUUUUCAGCUCUUCAAAUUCUUUUGGCUCAAUUUAACCAUUUCAAUGGAGAUGUACGUAAUAUUUUAUCAUCGCUGACAAAUUGCACCAACCUUCAAACUUUGACGUUGGGUAAUAACCAUUUCACUGGUUCGUUGCCAGAUUCCAUUGGCAAUCUUUCUAAUCACUUGUCGUUCUUAUCCCUUCAUACAAAUCAGUUGAGUGGAAGCAUUCCAUCUAGUAUAGGAAACCUUGUUGGUCUCACUAGUUUGGGAGCUUUUAGCAAUAAUCUACGAGGUCCAAUUCCUUCAUCCAUUGGAAAACUUCAUAAGUUGCAAGAAAUAUAUUUCGCUGAAAAUAGACUGACAAAUGAGAUACCAUUUUCAUUAGGCAACUUGACUUUGUUGAACAAUCUCUACUUGGAAAAAAACAAUCUUUCUGGGAGUAUACCUCAUAGUCUUGGCAACUGUACCAACUUGUUAGCGUUAGAACUUUCAGAAAACAAUCUCAGUGGCUCAAUACCUUCCGAAAUCAUUAAACUUUCCUCCAUCUCUGUUGAACUUGGCCUAUCUGACAACGUUUUGACUGGUACUAUUCCAUCAGAAGUCGGGGCUUUGAGAAAUCUUGGGUACAUGGACUUGUCCCACAAUAGAUUAUCCGGAACCAUACCGCCUUCUUUGGAGAGUUGUGUGACGCUCAGUAUGCUUUACCUAGAUGGAAAUUCUCUUCAGGGUGAGAUACCUGACAGUCUCUAUGCUCUGAGAGGUUUAGAAUAUUUGGAUAUUUCGCAGAAUAAUCUCUCAGGGAUGAUUCCAAGAUUUCUUGUCCAGCUUCGGCUGCUGUAUCUCAACCUUUCUUUCAAUGAGUUGCAAGGUGAAGUCCCAACUCUCGGAGUUUUCCAAAAUGAGAGUGCAAUCUCACUUGAAGGAAACCAAGGCUUGUGUGGUGGAAUUGCAAGCCUAAACCUACCUUCUUGUCCAUCAUCACCAAAAUCCAACAAGAAAAGUUUUGGGAAAAUCUUGAUCCCAACUAUUGUCGGAGCCAUAUGCCUAGCGCUUGCAGUGUGCUUAUGUGUGAUCAUUAUCUACAAGAGACGCGCACAUCUAAUUGUUGGAACCCCGACAUUCCAAGGGCCAGACUUUUUGAGGCUAUCUUAUGCUGAUCUCUUGAGUGCCACAGAAGGAUUCUCAGAGACAAACCUACUUGGUAUAGGGAGAUUUGGAUCCGUAUACAAAGGAACUAUCAAUGGUGAUGAUGAGCAGCAGACAGAUUUAGCAGUGAAGGUGCUAGAUCUUAGAGUAAGAGGAGCUUGUAAGAGUUUGGCAUCAGAAUGCAAUGCAUUGAGAGGCAUACGACACAGAAACUUGCUCAAGAUUGUGAGUGUAUGUGACAGCACUGAUUUUCAAGGGAAUGAUUUCAAGGCAUUGGUGUACGAAUUAGUUUCCAACGGAAGCCUCGAGAACUGGCUACAUUCUGAGGGUGAAGGCAGGAGAAAUCUUAGUGCUAUUCAGAGACUCAAUAUUGCAAUUGAUAUUGCAUCUGCAGUCGAGUACUUGCAUUGUGGUACUAACUCCAUAGUUAUUCAUGGAGAUUUAAAGCCGAGUAACAUUCUCUUGGAUCAAGACAUGGUCGCCAAAGUUGGUGAUUUUGGUUUAGCCAAAAUUGUUUCAAGCAUUUCACAGAGCUUGCCAUCUACAGAAGGAAGCAGUUCAUCAGCAAUAAAGGGUACAAUAGGCUACAUUGCUCCAGAGUAUGGCAUGAGCCUCGUUGCAUCAAUGCAAGGGGAUGUAUACAGUUACGGAGUUCUAGUGCUAGAGAUGUUCACAAACAGAAGACCAACAAGUGAUGCAUUUGAAGGGUGCCUAGAUCUCCAAGACUUCGUUAGCACGGCUUUAACGGACCAUGUAAUGGAAGUAGUGGAUCCAUUUCUUCAUCAAGAACUUAAUGUAGAUGAAAAGUAUUGGGAGUGCAUUGUUUCAAUUUUGAGGAUUGGAGUGAGAUGCUCCAAGCAACUUCCAAGAGAUCGCAUGUCGAUGACAGAGGUUGUUAAUGACUUGAAAAAGAUAAAAAAAGUGUUUCCAGUUUGUAAAAAUGGAAGAAAUGUUGCUUCGUUACAACAUUGAAAUAGUUGUUCAUUUCUAUCCGUUGGCAACAUUUUCAGUUGUAAUUGUUAGGCAAUGCUCCUGUUUGUUGUAAAGGCAGUUUCUGUUUACUCUUUUUUUUAAUUGUGAUGUUAUGUGUUAUGUCUCAUUUCUAUA
Molecule: messenger RNA, 3565 nt
Organism: Salvia splendens (bonfire salvia)
Lineage: Eukaryota; Viridiplantae; Streptophyta; Magnoliopsida; Lamiales; Lamiaceae
Product: receptor kinase-like protein Xa21
Exons: 2
Coding region: 401-3430 (1009 amino acids)
Biological process (GO): protein phosphorylation
Molecular function (GO): protein binding; ATP binding; protein kinase activity
Source: RefSeq, a predicted model, not a curated record